Capronia coronata CBS 617.96 is the source of this 927-nucleotide messenger RNA. RefSeq lists its product as uncharacterized. Gene Ontology annotation, biological process: fatty acid catabolic process; acyl-CoA metabolic process. The record is from RefSeq and is a predicted model, not a curated record. The transcript is spliced from 3 exons. Gene Ontology annotation, cellular component: peroxisomal matrix. Lineage: Eukaryota; Fungi; Ascomycota; Eurotiomycetes; Chaetothyriales; Herpotrichiellaceae. The coding region runs from base 1 to 927 and encodes 308 amino acids. Gene Ontology annotation, molecular function: fatty acyl-CoA hydrolase activity.
AUGGCUCAGGCCGCCGCGGCCGCCUACAAAACUGUCCCCGAAGGUUUCGCGCUCGACUCGCUGCAAACGCAUUUCAUGCUGGCUCCUGACGCGACCAAGCCUUUGGUCUAUCGGGUCCAGAGACUCAGUUACGGUCGAAGAUUCGCGGUCCGGCUCGUGACCAUCGAGCAAGACCAGAAGGCAUGCGUGACGAUAACGACCAGUUUUAUGAACAACGUUUCUUGGACGGGUCAGGCCAUGAAGUAUGAGGUGGCCGUGAAGAUGAAGCAACGGAUCGACGAAAUGGAUAUCACCUUGGACGAUUUCGAGGCGACACGCACUUCGCUUGGACCGUUCAUGAAGUCCGAGAGACUUCCACUCAUGUACGAGGUGAUACGACAACGCAAUGCAGAGCUGACAUGGUGUAUCGAUCUGAUAGAACCGCGAGACCCAAGCACGACCAUUGCACCUGUAAUCGCUCAGAUCGAUCCGCCGAUCAAAUCAUCAACCGGGUCGCCAGGCCACAUCUUAGCAAUCAUCCAUCUGUCAGACUACCAUGUCAUGGACUGCCCGUUGUCCAUCCACGGGGUCGAGUUCGGGCUCUGGAAGAUUGGCGACCACACGAAGACGCCCACAACGGCAGGCAUGAAGAUCAUGACGAGUCUUAACCACACCGUCCACUUCCACGUCCAUGACGACUUCCGGGCUGACGAGUUGGUCUAUAUUGAAGUGACUUCACCUUGGGCGAGGGAUGGUAGAGCCAUGAUCCAUUCCCGAAUCUAUAGUAAACGCGGGUUGCUGAUUGCAACGUGUGUCCAAGAACAUAGCGUUGCCUAUUCGACGAACCCUGAAGCUGUCUUCCCGGAGUUUGAGAUUCUGGGACCUCGGCCGGCAGAGCUUUACAAGGCUGGGCAAAUGGCAAUUCUGCGCGUCAUGCCUGGGGCUUGA